AUGAUGUGAAUGAAGCAUAUGUGCAAUCCGGUGGUGAAUGUACAAAUUUGGGCCCUAGAGGAGGAGAGCGAUUCGAUCUGAACGGGGCGAGCUCACUGUCACUCGCGACACACCCAACUUCGCGGCAACGACUCAAGCAUGCUUGGUCCUUGGCGCAUCGACUUCGAACAGAACCGACGUUUUCAACCUCCAAAAUAUUUUGGAGAAGAAUAGGAACAUCAUGUGGAUGCUAUGAUCCUCGCGCGCAAGAAGGAAGGGACUCCCAAGUCGAUCCGGUGAAGCUCGCCCUCCUCGGUGCGCAGCGUUGGCCGCAACCGUGA
Microbotryum saponariae is the source of this 320-nucleotide messenger RNA. Lineage: Eukaryota; Fungi; Basidiomycota; Microbotryomycetes; Microbotryales; Microbotryaceae. The record is from the annotation of a GenBank genome assembly.